AUGUAUGCCGAACCACGGCCUCCUCGGCAGCAACGAUACGACGACUACGACGAGCCAGAGGAGCAGCAAUAUUCGGAGCCAGACGAUGACUUUUACCAACGAAAUGGCGCUCCAUCAUCUGACAUCUAUGCCCAAGGGUCGCAGUCCAUAAGGGCACCCUCUCCUCCCCCGGGUCCGUUGCUGGACCAUUCCCACCUUAGACCAGGCAACCAAGCAGCACUACUAUCUCAUGAACGAACCCUCGAGCUAUACCGAGCAAACGCGAAAAAGACGCAAGACCCUGACCUCCAAUUCGAGUUUGCCGUCUUCAUGAUUGACGCCUCCAAAUCACUACCCAUCCCUGCUUCCGAGCCAGGAAACCUCCUUCAAGUGGAACGUGCCAUCGAGAAACGAGAGGAGCUCAUCCGAGAAGCGACUUCACUCCUCAAGCGGCUUGCGGACCGCGGCCAUGUUUCAUCACAGUACUUCCUCGCAGACUGUUUCGCAAACGGCAUUGGGACGACAAAGAACAAACAAGACUUUGACCGUGCAUACCCGUUGUUUGUUCUCGCAGCAAAACACGGACAUGCGGAUGCCGCUUAUCGAGCUGGGACAUGUUGCGAGAAUGGCUGGGGUUGCCGAAGAGAAUCCGCCAAAGCAGUCCAAUUCUUCCGCAAAGCUGCGGCUGCUCUACACCCAGGGGCCAUGUAUCGACUUGGAAUAGCAGAACUCAAUGGAGAGUUGGGGCUCAGCAAGAGUCCGAAGGAGGGCGUCAAAUGGCUCAAAAGAAGUGCUGAACAUGCGACUGCCGAAUUCCCUCAUGCCUUACACGAACUCGCACUCCUACACGAGCGCGGCGUCGACAACGUGCUCUUUGUCGACUACGAGUACUCGACAGAGCUGCUUGCUCAGGCGGCAGAGCUUGGCUACGCUCCUAGCGCGUACCGAUUGGGUGAAUGUUAUGAAUACGGCAAGAUGGGCUGUCCCCAGGACCCUGCGCUGUCAAUCCACUACUACAAUAUCGCCGCCCAACAAAACCACCGCGAUGCCUGCUUUGCGCUGACAGCGUGGUACCUCGUAGGCUCGCCGGGUGUCCUCCCUCAAUCCGACACAGAGGCCUUCCUCUGGGCGCAAAAGGCGGCGGAUGCUGGACUGGCAAAGGCAAUGUACGCCUGUGGCUACUUCCUCGAGGUCGGAAUCGGCACCCAGCCCAACAUCCGCGAAUCACAAGGCUACUACAAGCGUGCUGCGGAUCUGGGGGACAAGCGGGCUAUCCAACGGUUGCGGGGUGCCCCUAAUCAGCCGCUGCCUGGAGGACACGGAGCUUUGCUGCAAAGAGGGCCAGACGACUUGAACAGCAGCGCAAAGGGCAAGGAUGGGAAGGACUGUAUUAUAAUGUAA
Mycena indigotica is the source of this 1380-nucleotide messenger RNA. RefSeq lists its product as uncharacterized. Lineage: Eukaryota; Fungi; Basidiomycota; Agaricomycetes; Agaricales; Mycenaceae. Gene Ontology annotation, molecular function: protein binding. The record is from RefSeq and is a predicted model, not a curated record. The transcript is spliced from 2 exons. The coding region runs from base 1 to 1380 and encodes 459 amino acids.